UAAUACGAGAGCGAUAGAGAGGGAGGAGGUUGAGGGAGAGAGAUCAGAGCAUCGAGUCCGAGUUUGUUAGCCUCCGUAGGUUUGGUCGCCGGUUUGCUGCUUUGGACCUGUGGGACAUCUAAAUACAGACCUUCGGGCUUUAUUUAAAGGACAACAUACUUAUAUUUACUGGAAAAAAAUAUAUUUAUUGCCUCGUUCAAGCCAGCUAGCGCCGUUGGCUAGCAGCAUCGACAAAGCUACUAACGUUCACUCGCCGUCGAGCUGAGUUUGUUCGGGGUUGUCGCUCAGAAUAAACCGACCGACUUUUUAUGAAUUAAACGCGAGGGUUUUGUGGUAAGGUGUUUAUCUAGCUAACGGCAUUAGCUUACUUUCCUGUUACCAAGCCUUGUGCCUCGUUUUCGCCCCCCGUUUUUUCGCCAGGCAGAGAUUUUUGGUCAGUCUGCGCCCUGAUUUGGAGUUAGCGAGCUUAGCUUAGCCGGCUAGUUCGGACUCGUUUGGACGGGCGUCGCUUGAAAAGCAGCACCUCUAAUUAGAAAAGCUGAUUUAGACCAGCUAAAUUACCCCCCCAGUAAAUCUUGGCGAGGUAGCCAGGUAUUUUGACAAGGGCUGCAGACUGCUGAAAAGAGAAAAAUGGCCGGAGUUAACAGUGUGGAGGCGGUGAAGCGCAAGAUUAAAGUUUUGCAGCAACAGGCAGACGAAGCCGAAGAGAGAGCCGAAGUCUUGCAAAGACAGGUCGAAGAGGAGAAACGAGCCAGGGAGCAGGCGGAGGCGGAGGUGGCCUCUCUGAACAGGCGUAUCCAGCUGGUUGAGGAGGAGCUGGACCGAGCCCAGGAGAGACUGACCACAGCGCUGCAGAAACUGGAGGAGGCAGAGAAGGCUGCGGAUGAGAGUGAGAGGGGCAUGAAAGUGAUUGAAAACAGGGCCCUGAAAGAUGAAGAGAAGAUGGAGCUGCAAGAGAUCCAGCUGAAGGAGGCCAAGCACAUUGCUGAGGAGGCUGACCGCAAGUAUGAGGAGGUGGCUCGUAAGCUUGUCAUCAUAGAGGGAGAUCUGGAACGUGCAGAAGAAAGAGCAGAGCUUGCAGAAGCCAAAUGUGCGGAAUUGGAGGAGGAGCUGAAAAAUGUCACCAAUAACUUAAAGUCCUUGGAAGCCCAGUCGGAGAAGUACUCCCAAAAGGAGGACAAGUAUGAGGAGGAAAUCAAGAUCCUGUCAGACAAGCUGAAGGAGGCUGAAACCCGUGCUGAGUUUGCUGAGCGUUCAGUGACCAAGCUUGAGAAGACCAUUGAUGAUUUGGAAGAGAGGCUCGCCACUGCCAAGGAGGAGAAUGUCAAGAUCCAUGCCACGCUGGAUGCUACCCUGCAGGACCUCAACAACUUCUGAAGUCCACAGGCCCUCUUCUUGCCCUCAAACGUCUCACCUGUACCUUUUUCUACCCAUUCCCCCCACUCUCGUCAUUGCUGGGUGGCUGUCUUGGCUGAACAAGGGCAAGUUGCUUUUUGGUAUAGGUAGCACUUGGCUUUAUUCCUUACUUCCUGACCACAGCCCUCAGUAUCUGAAGGCUCCCCUUCAAUUUUUGUUUUGCAUCUAGCUUUAUGUAGGCCUGCCCCCCCUUUCUUUAAAUAGGACAGCAUAUGCUCAUGCACCAAUGUCUUAAGCUUGCUACUCUGUUAAAAUAUUCCUUAUUUGAUUCAUUCCUGCAAUUAUGUGCAAUUAAGUAAUUAGGUAACGUGAUGUGUAAUGGAAUGGCUCUUGUUUGAUUGCCAGGUUGCUGGGUUUGCUCUGUUCUGCUAGUUUUCCUGUCCCACAGUGCAAUGUUAAUACAACAGAGAAAGAACUGGAAAGGUCAUAGUGCAAAACAUUAUUAAUCCUCAUUCCACACGCUUUGUCACUCUCCUAUUCCUUGUAACUGCUGAGCUCUUUGCCUAGCCCCACUCAUUUUAACACUUACUAAGCAGUUGAUCACCGUUUAUUUUACUGUGCCAAUGCACAUCAUGUGGGACCAUUAUACUGUUCUCUUAGAUAUACGUUUUGUUAAGACAGGGUUAACAUCAGUUUCUUAAGGAAGCAAUUACUCUUGACUUGCCUACCGAUUUUUCUUUUUUAAAAACAAAUUCCAGAACGAGCCACAAUUUACUAGACCAGCUCUUGGCGGUUUUCAUGUAACCUUUCCAUUUCUUUUCAGAGGAGGAUUUAUGGUUUUGGUGUAGGGCAACACUAGACGUCAAAUGAUCUUCUUUUACCUGAAGUGUCAAUUGCAGUUAAACCAUCAGGAGCCUUUGUCCUCUUCAGGUGAAGGUUUUUCCCCCUCUCUCCAAAGCUCACAAGAGGGUUGUAGGGAGAGAUAAGGGGUCUUCACAUUCCACUGCCAAAAUGGAGGUUAAAGGGCCAAUAAGGAGGGCAAGAGGGAUGAGCAGACUUUAAAGGUAUUAUCUGAGCAUCUCAUCAGUGUAGUUUCUAUUAUGCUCUGGAACAGAAAACAAACCAUUGCAUUUAAAUAAGGACAUCGAAGCACCAAGAACCUUUUUAACUGGAACAUAAAUUGCGAAGUUAAAGAUGUAAACAUUUUGCUAUCAAGUGUUUCAUUGUAAUAAUGACCGAUCAAAAUUUCUUUUUUAAUAAAGUACCAUAAUACUUAUUCA
Messenger RNA from Pygocentrus nattereri (red-bellied piranha), 2636 nucleotides. RefSeq names its product tropomyosin alpha-4 chain-like. NCBI's taxonomy places the organism in Eukaryota, Metazoa, Chordata, Actinopteri, Characiformes, Serrasalmidae. Gene Ontology annotation, molecular function: actin filament binding. Gene Ontology annotation, biological process: actin filament organization; muscle contraction. Bases 631 to 1377 code for a protein of 248 amino acids. The record is from RefSeq and is a predicted model, not a curated record. The transcript is spliced from 8 exons. Gene Ontology annotation, cellular component: actin filament.